AUGCUCACUUCGAUCCCACCAGCUCUUGACGCCGGUGCUGGAUUGGGUGGUCUUAUUGGGGCAUUUGUCUUGAUUGGCUGUGGCGUGGGUGGUGUGAAGUCGAGUGUUGCCCCAUUUACAGCGGACCAAGUUGCUGAGGGUAAAAAGCAUGUCGCUACCCUAGAGACUGGUGAACUUGUUAUCGUGGACCCUGAGUUGACAGUAAGGAGGGUAUACAGCAUCUUCUACUGGUGCAACAAUGUCGGCGCGCUAUCCGGUUUGGCCAGCACUUCCAUGGAGAAGUUCCUCGAUUUCUGGACAUCGUUCUUGCUGGCGCUAGGAGCACUGGCAUUUGGAACACUGGUUUUGAUCCUAGGACAUCACAAAUUCUUCCGCCGAAGACCCGAAGCAAGCUUCCGGGCCAAGCUAUUGAGUGCAUUGGCAUGCGUUAUCAAGGGUGGGUUUUGCAUUGAUGCCGCGCAGCCGGCUGAACAACUCGAGAAAUAUGGACGUGUUGUUCCUUGGGAUGCACAGUUUGUUGAAGACCUUCGCCAAGCUCUGCAGGCUUGCAAAGUCUGGGCCAUAUACCCGAUUGUCUGGCUAUGCUAUGACCAGAACCAAACCAACCUAAUCUCUCAAGCCGGGCAGAUGCUUACCCACGGGAUCCCCAAUGAUGCCCUUGCAAGCUUAAACCCAAUCUGCGUUCUCAUCAUCAUACCAAUUACCGAAAAAUUUGUGUACCCGUACAUGCAAAAGAUGAAGCUGUCGCCUCGAGCCACUGUUCGAAUGACACUCGGUUUCGCAUUGGUUGCAGCAUCCAUGGCUGUUGCUUCUGGUGUUCAGCAUGUGGUUUACAGUGCUCCGCCAUGUUACGACAUGCCCCUGCAUUGUCCAGCAUCUGAGAAUGGAAUGUACCCCAAUCGCGUCAGCGUCGGUGUUCAGGUUCCGGUCCAUGUUAUUGGCGCACUGGGAGAGGUGCUAUGGUCCGUGUCUGGAUCCGAGUACGCGUAUAACAAAGCUGCACCACACAUGAAAUCUACCUUGCAGGCUGUCACGAUGUUGACAGUAGCUUUGAACUCUGUUCUCGGGCUGGCGGUUUCCCCUGCCGCUCGGAACCCAUAUUUGACAAUACUCUUUGCAAGCUUUGCUGGGGCUAUGGCCAUUACGUCCGUUGGAUUCGGUUGGUUGUUUUGGAACAGCGAUUGA
Messenger RNA from Aspergillus melleus, 1185 nucleotides. Its product is annotated as peptide transporter ptr2. Gene Ontology annotation, cellular component: fungal-type vacuole; plasma membrane. Gene Ontology annotation, biological process: transmembrane transport. Bases 1 to 1185 code for a protein of 394 amino acids. Lineage: Eukaryota; Fungi; Ascomycota; Eurotiomycetes; Eurotiales; Aspergillaceae. Gene Ontology annotation, molecular function: dipeptide transmembrane transporter activity; tripeptide transmembrane transporter activity. The record is from RefSeq and is a predicted model, not a curated record. The transcript is spliced from 4 exons.